Messenger RNA from Racocetra persica, 132 nucleotides. NCBI's taxonomy places the organism in Eukaryota, Fungi, Glomeromycota, Glomeromycetes, Diversisporales, Gigasporaceae. The record is from the annotation of a GenBank genome assembly.
AAACUGUAAAUUUAAAAGAUCCAGUUUUUCAAGAAGAAGAUUUCAUGCUAUGUAAAGUUUUAACAAGUGAUACAAGUAAUAAAGGCAAUAAUAAUAUUGAAAGCAACAAUGAUAUGAAUUUUGAUCCUAAAA